Molecule: messenger RNA, 801 nt
Organism: Cryptotermes secundus
Lineage: Eukaryota; Metazoa; Arthropoda; Insecta; Blattodea; Kalotermitidae
Gene: ATPsynO
Product: ATP synthase subunit O, mitochondrial
Exons: 6
Coding region: 39-668 (209 amino acids)
Biological process (GO): proton motive force-driven mitochondrial ATP synthesis
Molecular function (GO): proton-transporting ATP synthase activity, rotational mechanism
Source: RefSeq, a predicted model, not a curated record
UUACUUCCGUUCUUCCCUCUCCGUCCUGCAUCGAGAAAAUGGCGACAUGUAGAGUUCGUGUUAUUGCAAGGGCUUUCUCAACUUCGUCUGUUCAGCAGCAGUUAGUAAAACCUCCUAUUCAAGUGUUUGGACUUGAAGGACGAUAUGCUACUGCACUCUUUUCUGCUGCCAGCAAGCAGAAACAGCUAGAUGCUGUAGAGAAAGAACUUGUUAAAUUUAAGAGUACGCUAAAAACAGAUGUGAAGCUGCGUGAAUUUAUUGAGAAUCCCACAUUGAAGCGCCAGCUGAAGGUUGAAGGCUUGAAACAAGUGGCUUCUAAAUUCCCGUUGUCUUCUCAGUCUUCAAAUCUUCUGGUACUCCUGGCUGAGAAUGGUCGCCUUAAGAGUUUGGAUGGAAUCAUCAGUUCAUUUCAGACCAUAAUGGCAGCCCAUCGUGGUGAGGUCCCAUGCGAAGUAACUACCGCUAAGCCACUUGAUGAUGCUUUGAAAACUGAACUGGAAGCUGCAUUGAAGUCUUUUCUGAAGCAGGGACAAAAACUGCUACUGACUGUGAAAGUAGAUCCAGCUAUCAUUGGAGGAUUAGUUGUCAGUAUUGGUGACAAAUAUGUUGAUAUGAGCAUUGCUAGUAAGAUUAAAAAAUACACAGAUAUCAUUACAGCAGCUGUUUAAAUGAACUGUAUCAUAGAGGUGAUUCAUAUAAUAUUAUGUACAAAUGCAUAUAUUAAUGGUAGUUUAUUUAGUUCCACAGUGUGUUGCCUAAAGGUCUGGUAUUAAAUAAAAUUUACCUGACAUGUUUUAACAA